CUCCACUCCAGGCAAAUCCAGCCAGAGACUGAUUCUGAGCAGCAGUUCUGCCCGGCACUGACUCACUGGCCCUGCCAUGCCCACGCCACUGCUCCCGCUGCUGCUUCGAUUGCUGCUGUCCCGCCUGCUGCUGCCUGCUGCCCGCCUGGCCCGCCAAUACCUCCUGCCCCUGCUGCGCCGAUUGGCCCGCCGCCUGGGCUCCCAGGACAUGCGAGAGGCUUUGCUGGGCUGUCUGCUGUUCAUUCUCAGCCAGCGACACUCGCCAGACGCUGGGGAGGCCUCAAGAAUGGACCGCCUGGAGAGGAGGGAGAGGUUAGGCCCCCAAAAGUGAGGCCACAAGUCCUGGCAGCAGCUGUAUCCACAAAAUGCUUUCUUUUGGAGUAGGAUAAUCCUGGCACCAGCACUGACCAAAGCCUGCCCAGCGGACAGAAGAUAUAGUGAGGGUUGUGCAUGAGAGGGAUCUGCCACAGACAUGCCUCUCCACUCCUAACAGAAAUGUCUUUCUGGAAGAAUGCCUUGCAUCUAGCACAAAACUGAUUAUUGCCCCUCUGUCCUCCAGCAGUUCCUCCCAAAGACCACUCCUAAUCACCUCUGGCCUCAGGCGGGAGGGGAACUAACACCCACCCACCCCUGCCCUCCCUGCAAAUGGGAACAUCAAGGUUCCCAGUGCUUAACUGAGGGACAAGUGACAAUUUAGCAGAGAGGCAAGAUUUGAAUCCAGACCGUCUUCCAGACUCAGGACCUACCUUAAAAUAAUAUCUGCGUUGCCUAUGGAGGCAGACCUGCCUGCAAAGCCCAGCACUCAGCAAGUGCUCAAUAAAUAUUUGAUUUGAAUUCUUUCCAUGGCUUUGAAAGUCUAAUCACCCAGACUGCUGCUCUGCAAAACAGUUUAACCUGGCCUGGCAGUUGGUGGGGGUGGGGGAGAGGAGAGAUGGACAAUUGUACAAGGGUUUAUUUUGCUACCUAUUCCAUUGUGGUUUCAGUCCUCACAGCCUGGAAGUUGUUUCCCCCUGCUAAGUUUCGGUCAGUAUGUCACACUGUGACCCAGAAAUGGCUUGAGUCCAUCUAGGAGGAAGUUUGCCUGGCUAGCUCACAGUAGGGAGGAAAAUAUCCUCCAGCGAGUUUGAGGACUUCUCAGCUAGUGGUGGUGGGAAGA
This is a messenger RNA of Pan troglodytes (chimpanzee), 1156 nucleotides long. It is a transcript of the gene MYMX, whose product is annotated as myomixer, myoblast fusion factor. The transcript has 2 exons. Gene Ontology annotation, biological process: myoblast fusion; skeletal muscle organ development. Lineage: Eukaryota; Metazoa; Chordata; Mammalia; Primates; Hominidae. Gene Ontology annotation, cellular component: Golgi membrane; plasma membrane; endoplasmic reticulum membrane. The record is from RefSeq and is a predicted model, not a curated record. The coding region runs from base 77 to 331 and encodes 84 amino acids.